UUUCAGAAGCUAUGGAGAUUAUGAUCCUCUCUUUUGUUGGACCAGCGGUGAAGUCUGAGUGGGGGCUUUCAUCAACUCAAGAGAGCCUUAUAUCUACUGCUGUUUUUGCUGGAUUGGUGGUUGGAGCUUACUCUUGGGGUAUUAUAUCAGACAACUUUGGAAGGAAGUAUGCCCUUUUGUUUUAUUUAUUCUGUUUUCUUGAUAUCUGUCACAUAUUUUAACAUUAUCUGAUGCAAAUGAAAGUAUUUAUUCUUAGCCACAUACAUUUCUUUGCUUUAAUUGGGGAACUUUUAAUGUUUCCUAAGUCUAUUUGAAGUUUUGACUGUUUGAGAUAAAAAUUGGUUCAAUCUAAGUUUUUGGGAUUGGUAAAAUUUUUGUUUCUGUUGUUGGGUUAUCAGGAUUUUGUUCUGGAAAUAGCAGAAAAAGCAUUAAUUAUGAUUAGAAUUCGAAUUUAAGUUAUGACAAGCUUUCAGGUGAGGAUAUAUAAAAGCUGAUCUUUAUCAAGUGGUACCUUUCCAAUCAGCUUGAUUCAGUGGAUUCCUUUUAUGCUUUGAGCAGCUCAAGAUGAACAAGGUUCAGUAAUGUUAGUACUAUUUAAAUUUUGUGGUCAAAGGAUUUAGUUUUCAUUUGUUUGCCCAGGGAAGGAUUAACGACGCUGGACAUGUAAGGUUGAUCAACAAUAUGAAGCUCAUGGAAGAUCAAGAUGAACAAUUACCUCUAAAAUUUCGGAAGGGUUUUCUGGGAAUAGCAAUGGUAACUGCUGGUGCUGGGCUGCUAAGUUCUUUCUCUCCAAAUUAUACAUCGUUGGUGAUUCUUCGUUGUUUGGUUGGUGUUGGCCUAGGCAGUGGGCACGUUUUCUUAUCCUGGUUUCUAGAGUUCGUUCCUGCUUCUAAUAGAGGCAAAUGGAUGGUUGUCUUUUCAGCUUUCUGGACCGUUGGAUCAAUUUCUGAGGCCGCACUUGCAUGGACUGUCAUGCCAAGAUUGAACUGGAGGUGGUUACUUGCACUGUCCUCUGUUCCAUCUUUUGUUGUGCUUUUUCUUCUUGGUCUUUCACCGGAAUCUCCAAGGUAUCUAUGCAUGAAAGGUAGAACAGCUGAUGCACUUCAUGUUCUAGAACAUAUGGCACAACUGAACGGACAAAAACUCCCAAAUGGCAUGCUUGUUUCCAAUAAAACUGCAUGGGAUGAAGAAUUUGGUACUCCUGGACAUGUUCAUCUUCUUACAUUGGAUGUCAACAAAACCACACAGCCGAAAUCUGGCUUCUCAACAUUUCUCAUGCUAUUCUCACCAAGAUUAAUUAGAACAACUGUUCUUCUGUCAAUUUUACUCUUUGGAAAUUCAUUUGCUUAUUAUGCAAUUGUAUUGUUUGUCUCCGAGCUUAGCAGUGCGGAGAAAACUUGUAGCUCGACUAUGCUACUUGCAAAAAAUCUCCAGAGCUCUAGCCUCUACAUAGAGUCAUUCGUCACUAGCUUGGCAGAGGUUCCUGGACUUCUUUUAUCGGCAAUUCUAGUUGAUAAAGCUGGUCGCAAGCCUUCUAUUUCAAUUAUAUUCACCCUAGCAUUCAUUAUUAUUUUGCCACUGAUUAUCAAUCAGUCCAAUAUUUUAAGAACAAGCUUAUUAUUCGUAGCUCGCAUGUGUGCUAUGGGAACCUUCACAAUCUCUUUAAUAUAUGCCUCAGAGUUAUAUCCAACUUCAAUGAGGUCAACCGGCACUGGAUCUGCAAACGCCAUGGGAAGAAUCGGAGGUAUGGUUUGCCCUUUUGUUGCAGUUGCGCUGGUGGAGGGCUGCCAUACCAAAGCUGCCAUCAUAGUGGUAGAGGGUGUAAUAGCGAUAUCAGUAAUAUGUGUUCUAUUGAUCCCAUUUGAAACAAGAGGAAAGGAAUUGAGUGACAUUGUAGAUGUUGUACCAAAUUCAAGACAAGUGACUGUUGGUCAGUGAUAAGAUCGUAUGUAUGUGAAUAUGAUACGAGUACCAUUAUGUACGCAAACAAUAUGCAGAAACAAUAAUAUAUUACAAUAUGAUUAAGUAGUUUUAAAUUAAAAAUAAAACAAUACUCAAUCAUAUAGUAACAUGUUAUUGUUUAUGUUAAAAAUUGUACAUAUUAUUUGUGUAUACGAUUUUGUUGAUAUGAUAUUGCACCGUUAUGAAGCGUGAGUAUGAUUCACCAA
This is a messenger RNA of Mangifera indica (mango), 2168 nucleotides long. RefSeq names its product organic cation/carnitine transporter 7-like. Gene Ontology annotation, molecular function: transmembrane transporter activity. The transcript has 5 exons. NCBI's taxonomy places the organism in Eukaryota, Viridiplantae, Streptophyta, Magnoliopsida, Sapindales, Anacardiaceae. Gene Ontology annotation, biological process: transmembrane transport. The record is from RefSeq and is a predicted model, not a curated record. Gene Ontology annotation, cellular component: membrane. Bases 682 to 1938 code for a protein of 418 amino acids.